AUGUCGGCGUGCUACUCACUUUUCCUGUUCGCUUUUGCCUUCUUGGUGUUCAGUUGCACCAAAACUACGGUUGCACCGACCCGGCAGGUUUCGUCAAGCACCAAACACCUCGACCGGUAUAUCAACGCCGCACUUAAGAGGGAAAGUAUCCAACCCUCAAAGAUGUCGGAAGAUGCAGAGUUUUUGCGCCGGGUUCAUCUCGAUCUGACCGGAAAAAUCCCAACUCCCGAAGAGGUCUUGGAUUUUCUCAAAGACGGUUCUUCAAACAAACGCCAGAAAAAGAUUGAUCUGUUGUUGGAUAGUGAUGUCUACCUUGACUACUGGAGCGGGUUAUGGGUGAACUGGUUAAUAGGGAGGCGCGAAGAUGGCGAUGAUAGACGCAUUGGGUUAACGUUUUGGGUGCGGGAUGCAUUGACGAAAAAUAUGCCGUACAAUCAGUUCGUUCAGGAACUCAUCGCGGCUGAUGGUGAAUUACGCGACAACGGCGCAGGAAACUAUAUCAUGCGUUACGAACGUUCGCCGGUCUUCCUGACUUCACAUACCUCGCGUCUUUUCUUGGGACUCCCUAUGCAGUGUGCAGAAUGCCACGAUCAUAAAACAGAAGUGUGGAGCCAAGAAGAUUUCUACGGCGUCGCCGCUUUUUUUGCUGGUAUUGAUAGCCAGCGGAAGGGGGACAUCGAGACGAUGGAUAUGGCAGGUAAUGAGAGAAAGAUGGACAAUUUUCUCAUUACUAACAAGCCAGAAAAUUCGAUUUGGGUGGAAAGACUUGAAAAACAGGUUCGUCCACACUUCUUAGGUGGGACAGAAUACAAAGGUUCACUCCUCAAAAAGCGAGAAGCACUCGCACAGUGGAUGACUGAUAAAUCAAACCCCUAUUUUAGUCAAGCAAUCGUGAAUCGUAUCUGGCAACGCUUUAUGGGGCGUGCUUUUGUCGAACCGGUUGAUGGAUUCGGAGAAGAAAACCAAUCCACCAAUCCUGAACUUUUGAAGUCGCUCGCAAAGGAUUUCGUCAUUUACAGCUACGACUUACAACACUUGAUGCGGACUAUCCUGAAUUCAGAGGCGUAUCAGCGUACAUCGCAAACGAAUGAGAGUAACAAAGACGAUCAACUCUAUUAUUCACACGCAUACGUGAAACCCUUAAGUGCUGAGCAGUUCUUCUAUUCCGUGCUGCAAGCCACUGGUUUUGAAAGGCUUCAACAGGUCAGAAUGAAAGGUAGCAAGAAGCAGGGAGGUGAAGAUAGGAAGGGUAUGCUGCGUCAGCUUGAACGGAUGAAACGCGAGCAUCUCAAAAAGUUUCUCUUUUUACUGGAUAACGGUGAGAUGGAAGAGAUUGAGGCAUUCAAUGGAACCAUCCCACAAGCACUCAUGAUGAUUAAUGGAGAUAUGGUGAAUGAUAGUGCGAGUCAUGAAGCACGCGGCGGUUUUGUAAAUUAUGUACUCGAAAAAUGGCGCGGACCGAUUGAGCGCGUGGAAUAUAUAUAUCUCAAUAUCCUAUCUCGGUUGCCAACUGCUAAAGAAAAAACCUAUUUCCGACGCUAUUUAGAACGGAGUCUCUAUCGAAACAAAGACUUGGCUUACGAAGAUCUCUAUUGGGUCUUACUCAAUUCAGCUGAGUUUUCGCUUAAUCAUUAG
Geodia barretti is the source of this 1635-nucleotide messenger RNA. The record is from the annotation of a GenBank genome assembly. NCBI's taxonomy places the organism in Eukaryota, Metazoa, Porifera, Demospongiae, Tetractinellida, Geodiidae.